Molecule: messenger RNA, 1015 nt
Organism: Quercus robur (English oak)
Lineage: Eukaryota; Viridiplantae; Streptophyta; Magnoliopsida; Fagales; Fagaceae
Exons: 2
Coding region: 235-885 (216 amino acids)
Source: RefSeq, a predicted model, not a curated record
UGAAGUAGAAGCGCCAGGAGCGUUUGCCUGUGACCGUCACAAUUCUCAUUCCCCACCACCUUUCAACCUCUCUCUCUAAAAACUCACUUUCUCUCUCUAUAAAAACUCACAUACCCACAUAACAGAAAGACAAAAUAAUCUACUGGGUAUGCAUAUUUUUCUUCGUAGAGAAAUGGGUCUUUGAGUUUUUAGAGAAAGCUUAAACCUUUAGAUAUAGAGGAAGAAAGAAAAUCAAUGGGGUCCGAGGCAGACUGCGAAGCAAACUCCACACCUAAGCUCUCUCUUUUCUCAUUCCCAAGCAACCCACCCGAGCCUACAGGAACGUUAACACCACCACCCCGAAUCCAAGCUUCGGUUCCAUUCCAGUGGGAGGAAGCACCAGGCAAACCUAGGCCAUGCACGAAAACAACAACCGAAUCUAGUUCCAAACCCAAGUGUGUAAGAUCCUUGGAACUGCCUCCGAGGUUGUUGUUGAGUGAGAGCAAAAUGACCAACACACCCUCCCCAACUACGGUGUUGGAUGGACCUUAUUUGGGCCGGUCUAUCUCUUUCAGGUUUUCACUUAGGAGCCCAGAAGCUUUGGUGGGGAAGAAGUUGGCUAAAGACAAAGGAGGGUCUAUGAGGUGGGGGAGUUUCAGGAAGACUAAGGAGGUUGUUGAGGGUAUUUUCGACUUUUCAUCAUAUCCGGUGGUGGAUAGUGGUGGUGGUGGUGAUACAAAGAUGAAGAUCACAAGGGUUAAGAAAAGGUCUGGGAGCUUCUCGAAUCUUUCUCACACAAAGCCACAUUUUUUGGCAAACAUUUAUGAAAGCUUAAAGCAAGCGGUCCCAUGGAGACGUAGGCAAGAAAGACUAAGAAAGAGGGACUCUCACUCUGUGACUUUUUAGUUUUUACCACCCUCCUAGCUCCUCAAUCAUGCUGCCAUAAAUAUAUGGUCCUCUUAAUUCUGUUUUGAAACCUUGUAUAUAUAGCUCCAAAAUAAUUCAAUAAUAUGUUUAUAUGUAUAUUCUACUUUAA